AUGAAUGAAAGCCAACUUGGGGAUGAUGAAGAUCGCUUACACCAGACUGCCAACUCUCCUGAAAACUCCGUCAAAAAUGACAAGAAAAAGAAGUUCAAUAUUGCAAAGAUUUUUUCUUCUAAGAGACGAGGUAGAGGAGGCUCAGACGAUGAUUCUGCGUCACCAGAUUGUGAUACAAUUUCUGCCGAUUUGGAGAAGAAGAUUAAGAUUGCAUCGACGAACAAGGACUUUUUGGAAGCCUCUCCUUGCAUAAGAAGAAAUUUCUUAGAAAGAAGGGGGAGUGGCGGGUUGCUCGAAGGGCUGAAUCUCUCGAAUUUCGAGUGUUCCAUGGCUUCAGUGACUGAAAUUCGAGAUUUUCGGAUAUUUGUUGCAACCUGGAACGUGGGAGGGAAGACACCCAACAGUGACAUGAACCUGGAAGAUUUCUUUCUAAGGGAGGGCUCUGCAGAUAUAUAUGUUUGUGGGUUUCAAGAAAUUGUUCCACUCAAUGCUGGAAACGUUCUAGGAAGUGAAGACAAUGAACCGGCUAUAAAAUGGCUGGCUCUUAUAAACCAAGCACUUAACAAGCCACGUCAGAGUCCCAAGCACUCGCCACCAGCCACUGGCAAUGAUUCAAAAAGCUCCAAUACUAAUGCCUGCAAGGAGUUGAAAUCACCGACCAAUCCUCACAUUUUCGAUAAACAAGUUCUCAAAAUCCUGAGUAAGAAUUUGAGGGCUGGGAGUAGCCUUCUCAAGACUUGCAACUGCCCCGUUGAUUACGCACAUGGGGAGUACAGAAGGAAAAAGGCGAUUCGGAAUUUAGCAAAUGAUCUAGGCCUUAGUCCCUUACCUGUGGUUUACAAUACUAGCAUCAGCGAGUUGGUUGCACUCUCUGAGAUGUUACCACUUUGUUCAACUGAAGAAAUGAAUUACCGCCUUAUCACCGACAAGCAGAUGGUCGGACUGUUCCUCUCGAUUUGGGCUCGAAAGGAGUUGAUGCCAUACAUUGGUCAUGUCAGAUUGUCCUCUGUAGGAAGAGGAAUAAUGAAACGCCUUGGCAACAAGGGGUGUAUAGCAGUAAGCAUAUCGUUGCACCAAACAAGCUUUUGCUUUGUGUGCAGUCACUUAGCUUCAGGUGAAAAAGAAGGCGAUGAGCUCAAGAGGAAUACCGAUGUUUCUGAGAUUCUCAGAGGCAUACAGUUUCCCAUCAUUUGCAAAACUCCCAAUCACCGAGCCCCGGAGAAAAUUAUUGAGCAUGACCGAGUAAUAUGGCUUGGAGAUUUGAAUUAUCGGGUAGCCUUGAGCUAUGAGAAAACCAGGAGCUUGUUGGAGGAAAACAACUGGGACACCCUUCUGGAGAAAGAUCAGUUAAAUAAGGAGAGAGAAGCCGGAAGAGUAUUCAGUGGUUUCAAAGAGGGACGGAUAGUCUUUGCUCCUACUUACAAGUAUUUAUAUAAUUCGGAUUCGUAUGUCGGAGAAAAUGGCAAAUCCAAGAAGAAACGCCGAACGCCUGCAUGGUGUGAUAGGAUACUAUGGCGCGGUUCUGGCAUCGAGCUAUUAUCUUAUUUUCGUGGAGAAUCCAGAUUUUCUGAUCACAGACCUGUUUCUGCUGUUUUUUCUGUUGAGGUCAUAGUAAGAAGGAAAUACGAUAAAUUCAGGAAAGGUUAUUCAUGUGGUCUAAGAAGAUUUGAUUACGAAGAAUGUUUACCUCGAAGGCAUAGUUUCUAUGAGCACUAA
This is a messenger RNA of Hibiscus syriacus, 1716 nucleotides long. RefSeq names its product type I inositol polyphosphate 5-phosphatase 5-like. The transcript has 10 exons. Gene Ontology annotation, biological process: phosphatidylinositol dephosphorylation. Lineage: Eukaryota; Viridiplantae; Streptophyta; Magnoliopsida; Malvales; Malvaceae. Gene Ontology annotation, molecular function: phosphatidylinositol-3,4,5-trisphosphate 5-phosphatase activity; phosphatidylinositol-4,5-bisphosphate 5-phosphatase activity; inositol-polyphosphate 5-phosphatase activity. The record is from RefSeq and is a predicted model, not a curated record. The coding region runs from base 1 to 1716 and encodes 571 amino acids.